This is a messenger RNA of Diabrotica virgifera virgifera (western corn rootworm), 3320 nucleotides long. RefSeq lists its product as uncharacterized. The transcript has 8 exons. NCBI's taxonomy places the organism in Eukaryota, Metazoa, Arthropoda, Insecta, Coleoptera, Chrysomelidae. Bases 410 to 1381 code for a protein of 323 amino acids. The record is from RefSeq and is a predicted model, not a curated record.
ACAAUCAAGUAUAGGAAAGCCUAAGAUUGUGGCUGGCUAACCACGAUGUGGUUUUGCAAGUAAACAGUGCGAGAUUUGGUGCGUUUAUCGCGAAUUUUUUUCGGGCCCGUGUCUGUCGUACGUUGUGGUUGGUGUGAUUGAUGGUUUGGUGCAAAUAGUAAAGUGACAUAAUCAUAAGACGGGCGAGGAAUCACCAUUUUGCAAAAUAUUUGUAAACGAAAUUAUAUGAAUUUUAAAACUGGAUCACAGUGACCCAUCAAUAGCAGCUGAGAGAUAACUUUUUGUCUGUAGCAGUUACGGAUUAAAGAUUCUCGUCUAAUUAACACACCACGAUUUACCAACAUACACGAAUUACCAAGACACUACUAGGGAUUUCCAUUUCAAUCAAAAAUCCGAAGUUCAACACGACAUGAUGAAAUCGGAAUACGUAGCUGUGGCGGCGAUAGUGGCUUUGGCCACGGCGUGCUGUGCUGGCUCGACACCCUUGGCGGCGGCGGAAAAUCGAUUCGCGAGAGACGGCAACAGGGCCGCCAGAGCAACAGAUUUCCAGCGGACGAAUGCAGCUGCUCCAGCGGCGAGUGAAGUUUUUCCCGAUUCCGAUGAGAACGAGGCGGAUAGGUGGAAAAGAGCCAACGAUCCUUGGGACGGAGAACAUUCCGAGUUUAAGUCAUUUACAACUUAUUCUGUUUGGAAACCACCAGUAUACCAACUCAACAGACCCUACUUUAUUCCGAUCUACGGUUCUAAUGGAAGAAUUCCGAUAUAUUUUGCUCCACAGCCUUAUGAUAAACCACCGUACGUAGGACCUUCCUAUCUUCCACCAAAAGAAUAUGACGUCACCUCAGAAAGGCCCAUGGAAACCAAGAUGACGGUGAAACCCAGAUUCGAGUUUGAUGAUGAGGAUGACAGACCAGUGUGGGAUAAAGGUACCAACGACAUAAACGACAAAGAAUAUAACAGGCCUGCACGACCUCCCUCAAAUGGCGCCACCAUUCCACUUUCAGCCCAAGACGAAGAUACCCUAAAUGAAAUCUUUACCACAAAAACAACGCAAUCUCCACCCAACAGGCAAACCCGUCCAACUAGGCCAACUAGGCCAACUCGUCCAACAAGACCAACUCAACGUACGAGACCUACAACUCCCAGAACUCCAACUCCAACUCCAACCACCAGACGUACCCCAAAGACUGAUGGUCCUAGUGACUGUGUUUGGGCAGUUGUUUCAUGCUGCUCUGCGAAUAGUGAUAUGUAUCCCGAAGGAUGCUUCGAAGCAAGAGGUUGUCCGGGUCCAUUUUGGGGUAAUAGUCCUUGUGGCAACGAAUUCGCCAAGGCAGCUGUGGAAUCGGCUUUAAAAUAUUACAGGCCAUCAGCAAGAAAAUGAUGACAAGAAUAUGUUUUUGAUUGAUUAAGUGCUCUCAUGGUGAUGUAUUAUAGGCGAGCGACAAACCCCUAAUUUGAGGCUUAGAAAUCGAAAAAGCGACCAUGAUAGGUGAGUAGCAAAUUUUGGUCAUUCUUCAUGUUUUCGAGGUCGCUGAAUCCGAAUAUGAAGUUUAUUUUUAUCUAGAAUUAAUGGAACAUGUUCAAAAAUCAAAUUAUUUGCAAAAAUACGAAAAAUCAUUUUUGAUGAUUUUUCAUAUUUACCUCGCUGUAUCUUUGGUCGCUGUAAACAUUUCAUUUUGAAAAUUUUACUGGGGCAUCCUUGAAGUACUUAGAUAACAAUGAUAUUUGUCCGGGAUGUUUAAACAAAUUAAUAGAGAAGUUGUUAAUUUUUAAACAUUUUGUCGUAAGAUAUCGUUAGUUUCAUGUUUACUUAAAAAAUUUAUGUGACAAACUUUUUAUUUUAUAAUUUUAAUCAACACAGCAUUAAAACAUGUCAUAAAGAUGUUUUCUGGAAGAUCUCGUCAAAAUUUGCAAUAGGAAAAAAAUUAUGUGACUUUAUAGAUGACUGCACUCACCCAAAAAACGCUUAUUUCUCGAGAUAUUAACCACUGUGUGGUGAAUGGCUAAUUUUGGUCUUCCUUUAUGUGUGUGUGCUAUCGGAUUUCUUGACUGUGGACUUAAUCCAUUAGCCGAACUAAAUUUGCUUACGAACUAAAAUCUUAUGAGAUAUCUGUUAUACCUACUCUCAUUAUAUUUUUGAAUAUGAAUGACCUAUUUAAUAAUAAUGAUUUACAAAUAUAAGUACUUAUCUAUUUCAAUGAUAGCUUUUUUCAAUUUUUUUUAUAUCUAUUUUUUUAUUUAUUUUAUUUAUUAUUGUUUUUUUUAACUCUAAGGAUUAUUAACUGGGAUACAUAAGUGCUCAGGGGUCUUUCAGAGCAAAAUCAAACAAGACCAGACCACGGAAACUUCUUCAUGAAUUAUGGUGUAUUCCUGUUUUCGUUAAAAUUAUAAACUAAAAAGUUUGUCACUAAACUUUUAAAUACACAUGAAACUAAGGCAAUCUGAAGACAAAAUGUUCAAAAAUUAACAACUUUUUUUUAAUUUGUUUAAACAUUUUGGACAAAUCUCAUUGUGAUCUAAAUACUUCAGAGAUGACACAGUAAAAUUUUUAAAAGGAAAUAUUUACAGCGACUAAAGAUACAACGAGGUAAAAUUGAAAAAUCAUCAAAAUUUAUUUUUCUAAUUUUUGCAUAAAAUUUGAUUUUUUAACAUGUUCCACCAAUUCUAUAAAAAAAUAAACUUCAUAUUCGGAUUCAGCGACGUCUAAAACAUAAAGAUUGACUAAAAUUGGUUAUUCACCUUAAAGUUUACUUUCGUGGUCGGUAUAACGUAAUUUUAGGGGUUGCUGCCGCUCCCUUAGGAAGUCACUGCCAUACUGUACAUCACUGAGAAUAAAGUGAAAGUACAUAAAUAUUUUGAAGUUUAAACUCGGGGAACACUAUUUUGCAAUGUAUUCUGAUCCCAGAGAAAAUAACAAAAUUAUUGUAAAUGUUUUUAAACACUUGCAAUAUAUUUUAUUAUUUUUAAUUUUUGUUUCAUAAAAAAAUGUCAGGUGAUUCCUUUUUCAAAAUAUUCUGUCAUAUUAUUUACAACUCUAUUUACAACAGUAUUUUAAUUUUUUUUAUUGAUAGUUAAGUAUGAAUUUGAAAGAGUAAAAUAUAUAGUUUCUUUAAAUAAAGUUUUAAAUUUAGAUCACAAGCAGUUUUCGGAUGAAAAACGAAUGGUGUGAUCUAUGUUUGAAGGAUGUGUAUCAUUUCUGUAGAAAAUGUUUUUUAGUAAUAAGUAUGUAUUUAUUUUUGUGAUAACUGUUUAGUGUAGCUUUUGUAUAUUAAUGCAAUCGUACUGUGUAGGAGAAUUCAAUAAAUUUUUGAAAGUGAUAA